AUGUUGUCCACCUGGGUGCUGGUCUGGUUGGUCUCCCUGAGGACCUUGUCCACAGCGCUGGAUCCGACCCUGGAGGAGACAUGGAGAGACUGGAAGGCCACUCACAGUAAGGAAUAUGGCCUGGGGGAAGAAUCCUUUCGGAGAGCCGUGUGGGAGGAGAAUCUGAGGAUGAUCCAGGACCACAACAGCCAGGCUGAGCAGGGAAAACACACCUACAAACUCGGGAUGAAUCACUUUGGUGACCUGACCCAUGAAGAGAUUAACCAGAGGCUGAAAUGUUUCCUUCCUGACUCGGAUCGGGCAGCUCUCAAGAACGCCGUCCCCUUCAAGCCCUCUGAAGACCUGCAGGUUCCCCCCGGGCUGGACUGGCGAGCCAAAGGGGCCGUGACUGAGGUCAAAGAUCAGGGCGCCUGUGGCUCCUGCUGGUCCUUCAGUGCCGUCGGCGCUCUGGAAGGCAUGCAUUUCAAGAAGACGGGGAAGUUGGUCUCUCUGAGCGAACAAAAUCUUAUCGACUGCUCUAAGGACCAGGGGACUGAAGGUUGCGAGGGUGGAUUUAUGCCAGAAGCUUUUACAUAUGUGCAGAAGCAAGGAGGGAUCAAUUCAGAGGAAAGCUACCCAUAUGAUGGACAGGAUAAUUAUAGUUGUCGUUAUGAAGCCUUGAAUUCUGUUACUAAGUGUUCCGCCAUAGGAGUCAUCCUGCCAGGAGAUGAAAAGGGACUUCUGCAGGCGGUGGCCACAAUUGGCCCAAUUUCUGUCGGAGUGGAUGCCCGGAGUUCGGCGUUUCAUUUUUACAAGUCGGGUAUCUUUAAAAACCCCUGGCGUGGAGACCCCCACUUGGAUCAUGCUGUGCUGGUGGUCGGAUACAACAGCACCACCAAGUACUGGAUUGUGAAGAACAGUUGGUCUCGCUAUUGGGGGGACAACGGAUACAUGCUCUUGGAACAGGGAUCCAAUGCAUGCGGCAUCACCAACGAUGCUUCCUAUCCCAUUCCAUAACCAGCCAAGUGGACCAUUUGAGAAGCAGGACAAAAAAAAAGCUAACUGUGUUAUUGGAAACUUCUGGAGAACCAGAAAUAUAUAUAUAUAUGCUAAAACCAAUAAAUGCUUUUACGCAAUGCUA
Messenger RNA from Protobothrops mucrosquamatus (brown spotted pit viper), 1120 nucleotides. Its product is annotated as cathepsin L1-like. Gene Ontology annotation, cellular component: lysosome. The record is from RefSeq and is a predicted model, not a curated record. Gene Ontology annotation, biological process: immune response. Gene Ontology annotation, molecular function: cysteine-type endopeptidase activity. Lineage: Eukaryota; Metazoa; Chordata; Lepidosauria; Squamata; Viperidae. The transcript is spliced from 7 exons. Bases 1 to 996 code for a protein of 331 amino acids.